This is a messenger RNA of Capra hircus (goat), 2240 nucleotides long. RefSeq names its product death associated protein (gene DAP). Bases 162 to 470 code for a protein of 102 amino acids. Gene Ontology annotation, molecular function: death domain binding. Gene Ontology annotation, biological process: cellular response to amino acid starvation; apoptotic signaling pathway; negative regulation of autophagy. NCBI's taxonomy places the organism in Eukaryota, Metazoa, Chordata, Mammalia, Artiodactyla, Bovidae. The record is from RefSeq and is a predicted model, not a curated record. The transcript is spliced from 4 exons.
GCCGGCCGCGCCCCCUCCCGGCGGCGGCGGUCAGUCAGCCUGUGCGCGACUCCGGAGCGCUACGCGCGCGCUUCUCGCUCCCCGCGCUGACCCUCGCGCGCUUCCCUCCCGGCCGCCAGAGCCCUCCGCCGCCUAGGUCCGUCUGAAACCGGCUUCGCACCAUGUCUUCGCCUCCCGAGGGGAAGCUGGAGACGAAAGCUGGACACCCGCCCGCCGUGAAAGCUGGUGGGAUGCGAAUUGUGCAAAAACACCCGCAUUCUGGAGACACCAAAGAAGAGAAGGACAAGGACGACCAGGAGUGGGAAAGCCCUAGUCCACCCAAGCCGACCGUGUUUAUCUCCGGAGUCAUCGCCCGGGGCGACAAGGACUUCCCCCCAGCGGCCGCCCAGGUGGCCCACCAGAAGCCCCACGCCUCCAUAGACAGGCACCCCUCCCCGAGGACCCAGCACAUCCAGCAACCUCGCAAGUGACCGGCAAGAACCCAGCGCCCUCACCAGGCACACCUCGGUUCCCCGACACUUGGUAUUUCCUCUGGCAAAGAGAACUGGCAUCUUCCUCAAAACACUGCCCCACUGGGAAAUCUAAGACAAAGCAAAGCGCCCCUUCUUUUGCCUUCAAUUUCCAGCUCUAAAACUAGAAUCAGACCCCCAAACCUCACUUCCAGGGAGUCCUGGCUGAUGUCAUUCGAGGACCAUCACGCCUCUCUCUGUGCCCUAAGCAGAACUUACCAAGACCUGAGUGAAGUGACACUGUUCCCAGUUUAGCUUCAGUUGUGGUUCAUCAAUUGCCCUGCCAGUGGUCUUAAAAAUUAGCAGGCACGAAUCUGGGAGGAUUAGACUAAGGUCAGGGGAAAGCUCAAUCAUUGCAUGCUUUUUAGCAGUAGGACAAUCAAAUCUUAACACCUAGAGGGAAGAGAAAGAGAUGAAGGCGUUAAUUAUAGAAAACUUGAGUAGGGAGGAUACUUCAGUAGACAGCAGCAUCACUGAAUGUCCCUCCCUUGUGUGAUGAGGGAUCCGAGCACAGGGCGACCAAGCUCUCCCAGAAAAGCCAGAAAAGAGCCUACCACUUUGAAGAGGCUCUUUUAUUCCAGCAGUCAUCUGGCUGAAAAAUAUUGUCCAAACGGAAUACUUCCAGAAUGAGAUUUCUCAGUGUGAGUCCCAAGUCCUGCACGGCCCCACCAUCCACACAGGCUCGCCAGGAAAUCAAGGCGAACCUUCAUUGUUUUCAGUGAUCACCUCGAGAACCGCUUUGGAGUUCUCGGAGUGAUCCCUGACCAGGUGGAGGAAUAGACACACAUGGCUAAUCCUGGAACGCUAGAGCAAAAGCAUUGACCACAGGGAGAGACCGAAGGGAUGAAACCUGACUUUGCUCCCUGAGGGAAGAGUAGAAGCAUCACCCACCACUGGAGCUAGAAAAGCCUGUUUGUCAGCCAGCUGAAGUGUCAGAACAACCUCUGCCCUAGGGCACCGUUCAUUUGGGCAUCUCAGAUUACCGACGCUUUCUGCCUGGGUUUCCUGCCCAGAGCUGCCCUAGACUGCUUACUGCCUCACAGAAGUCGGGUGCCCUGCUUUUCUGAAAAGCAGUUGUUCAAAUCUCCCGGAGCAAAUGCUUUGGGAGCUGGUGUGGCCUGACUGUCCCACUUGCCAGGGCAGUAUCUGCUGCAGGUCCGCAGUGGGGGCAGCAGGCACCCACAGCCUUUCUGACACCUUCCAACUCCACAUCCAUGAUUGGUAAAGGUGACGCAGACCUAGCUUUUGCCCCUCUCUAAGGGAAAAGCCAGCCCUGCUUCACAUCCUAAAGGCGACUUGGUUUCCCCUCUCAUUGACUUCUGGAGCCAGAGUCUCACCCUUAAGGCAGUGCGUAGUCACAUACAUUUCUUAAUCGCUGAGGUGUUCCUAUAAACAGAGGCUGGCUUUUGGAGAUGCCACCUGGGUGUGUGGCCUCCUCCUGGCGACCUCCCAGAGCCAGCAUCUCUGAAGGAUCCUGAGAGCAGACAGCACUGGGUCAGUCUGGACCGCUGCAGCCUCUGCUGCAGAGAUGAAGGCUCAUCCUUGAUACCUUGUAGUGCUGCAGCCAGGAGCGCCGUGCUGUGCAUUUCUCUUGUCCUUUUAGCUACAUUUGGUGUGUACCUGUGGGCUCCCGAUCACUGAAAGCAAAUUGUUCCCCUGAAUGAAUUUAUCAAUGGUUAACUUCAAGAAUAAUCAUUCUAAUGAAGCUCCUGUGUGGUUUGUUUUCUCUUA